This is a messenger RNA of Clupea harengus (Atlantic herring), 4290 nucleotides long. RefSeq names its product nuclear transcription factor, X-box binding 1 (gene nfx1). NCBI's taxonomy places the organism in Eukaryota, Metazoa, Chordata, Actinopteri, Clupeiformes, Clupeidae. Gene Ontology annotation, molecular function: DNA-binding transcription factor activity, RNA polymerase II-specific; RNA polymerase II transcription regulatory region sequence-specific DNA binding; zinc ion binding. Gene Ontology annotation, cellular component: nucleus. The record is from RefSeq and is a predicted model, not a curated record. Gene Ontology annotation, biological process: negative regulation of transcription by RNA polymerase II.
UGGACGGCGUGUGGAAAGUAAAUUGUGUAUAAGGAAGUUGUUGGCUUUCAAACCACGAGUGAGAAGUACUGUUGUAUUUUUAGACUAAACAACGUAAACCCAUAGAUCAAAGAGAAAGGAGCACUGCUGAGCUGGGGCAGGGCCGCAGUUCGGCGUGAUUGAAUGGCCGAAGGUUCUGUUACUGACACUCUGGAACUAAAUCCAGACACACCAGAGUUUGUUCCACGCGCGAAACAGAACCAGCAUCGCUCCAAGAGGGGUCGGCCACGUUCAGAUGCCGAGCGGAAUCGAAGUGAUCACCAUACAGCCCCGCCGCCUCAGCAAGCCUUCUCCUUUAACACUAAUCAUGAAGGAGGAAAGCCUCAUGGACAUGAAAACUGGACAAGACCUCCUGAUCGCCAUUACUCUCCUCAAAGAGAUGACGGCAGGAGAGGUAGAGGAAGGCCAGGGAGAGGUGGUGGAGGAGGAGGAAGCAGAGGAAAUGGGAAUGGUAAUGGUAAUGGUAAUGUUUUUGAGAAUGAUGGUGACCGUACUGGUCAAGGGCGUUCAAGGGGGCAAAAUCCAAGAUGGCACAAGCCAGGGAAUGGUAGAGGGCACUUAAGUCGGAAUCAGGGAGAUGUCCCAGUCUCAAUGCCAGAAAUGCCACCCAUUUCCCAAACUGGCAUUGAAGAACCGCGCUGGCAGAAACCCUCAGUGGUCCCAAACAACACAGUGAUGGGCAAUUUGGAGCUCCGCGACACCCGUCCAAAAAAAACUCGAAAGUUCAACCAAGAACCCAGGAGAGGGCGUGGCGAGAAAAGUCCAAGAGGACCCCAAACAACAGACCGGAAUGAGAACCAGGAGAACUGUGACUCUGGAAGGAACUGGGCCUCAGCUGAGCCUCCAGAACCAAGACCCAACUCGGACGAGGAUUCAGGGCCUCGGAACCACAAGGGUUGGAGAGCUCCCAUCAGGAAUCCUCCAGGUGAGACCAGGAAGAAGCCCCCGGACCACCGCUACUCUAAGGACAACUGGAGGGAGCAUCACACAGCAGACAAGGGGACACGGAGAGGAGACAGGGGCCAGAGAGUGGCUUCACCCCCUAGGAGCCCCCUCCCAAACCCAGAGGAGCCCAACUGGAGGGGUGGAGCAGGAAGAGGUCAGGGCAGACGUACCCCACUGCAAGACAGAGGCCAAAGACACACAGGGGGACCUGACCCUAGACCUGGGCACAGGAGACGUGUGGAUCAUGUGCCCAAGAGCAAAGAGACUCAAACAGGCUGUCUGAUUGAGCAGCUGACUGAGGAGAAGUAUGAGUGUAUGGUGUGCUGUGAGGUGAUCCGCGUCAUGGCCCCAGUCUGGAGCUGCCAGAACUGCUUCCACGUCUUCCACCUCAACUGCAUUAAGAAGUGGGCUCGCUCACCUGCCUCACAGGCCGAUGAUGGAAUCGAGGGAUGGAGGUGUCCAGCCUGCCAGCACGUGGCAUUCAGAGCGCCGAACUCCUACACAUGCUUCUGUGGCAAAGUUACAAACCCAGAAUGGCAGCGGAGUGAGAUCCCACACAGCUGUGGCGAUAUGUGUGGAAAGAAGAGGAGUGGCGCAAACUGCAAUCAUCCUUGCAACAUCCUCUGCCAUCCGGGACCAUGUCCACAAUGCCCAGCCUUUGUGUCUAAAUCCUGCACCUGCGGAAAGACCAGCCAACUGGUACGUUGCAGCCAGACAGUGGCCAUUCGCUGUGAGGAGGUGUGCGGUGCUAUGCUGACCUGCACCGAGCACACCUGUGCCCAGGUGUGUCACAGCGGGCCCUGCCAACCCUGUCAGCUCCAGGUCCAGCAAGUGUGCUACUGUGGCGUGGUGUUCCGGGAGGUUCCCUGCGGUACUGAUAAGGAACACUUUGACGGUUCUGGACACUUCACCUGUCAGAAGCCAUGUGGAAAGAUGCUAGACUGCGAGAGUCACCGGUGCCAGCAGCUGUGCCACGCUGGGCCGUGCCUGUCGUGCCCGCGUUCGCCCCGACUAGUGCGCACCUGCCCCUGUGGCCAGACCACCCUCAGCAAGCUGCUGGAGCUGGGCUACCCAGAGAGACACUGCUGCAGCGACCCCAUCUCCUCCUGUGGCAAGACCUGCGGGAAACCUCUGCCAUGCGGCUCCACUGAUAUCAUUCACAUGUGUGAGAAGCUGUGCCAUGAGGGCGUGUGUGGGCCCUGUUCCCUCACCUCCACCAUCAAAUGCCGCUGUGGCUCCAAGACCAAGGAGGUCCCAUGCUCAAGUAUCCAAACAGAAGGCGACAUGAGUUUUUCCUGUGAAAAAAAGUGCAGCAAAAAGCGUUCCUGUGGCCGACACAAGUGUGGGGGACUGUGCUGUGUGGACAUGGAACAUAAGUGCUCUCUGAUCUGUGGCUAUAAACUCAACUGCGGUCUGCAUCGCUGCCAGGAGCCCUGUCACCGUGGUAACUGCCAACCCUGCUGGCAAACCAGCUUUGAUGAGCUGGCGUGCCAUUGUGGGGAGACGGUGCUCUAUCCGCCCAUCUCCUGUGGCACCAAACAGCCUGAGUGUAAGAACCCCUGUGCCCGGCGGCAUGAAUGUGACCACCCAGUUUUCCACAACUGCCACAGUGAGGAGAAGUGUCCCCCUUGUACCUACCUCAUGAAGAAGUGGUGUAUGGGGAUGCAUGAGCAAAGGAGCAACAUCCCGUGCCACCUGCAGGACAUCUCUUGUGGUCUGCCCUGCAACAAGCUGCUACCCUGCGGCUCCCACCACUGCAAGCGCAUCUGCCACCGGGUAGAGUGCCAGGCCGAGAGUGAGCCGUGCCGUCAGCCGUGCGUCAUCCCCCGGCCCGAGUGCAGGCACCCCUGCACCGCACCCUGCCAUCAGGGCAAGCCUUGUCCACGGAACACCUGCACCACCAAGGUGACACUGCAGUGUGACUGCGGGCGCAAGAAGGAGACAGUCUCGUGCACAGAGGCAGCAAGCUCUUACCAGAGGUACGCUGCUAUUGCUAUGGCAAGCAAGUUGUCAGACAUGCAGCUGGGAGACUCUGUGGACAUUGGGCAACUCAUUCCCAAGAAGGAGUCAAAACAGGCCAAGUUGGAAUGUGAUGAGGAGUGUGCCAUGCAGGACAGGAACAAGCGAUUGGCUGAAGCCUUACAAAUCGACCAAUCGGUUGAUCCUUUUAACAACAGAUCCACAUCCAAGUACAGCGACUCUCUCAAGGAGGAUGCCAGAAAAGAAUUCAAGUUUGUCAGUGAAGUUGAAGUGGUAAUCAAAAAUCUAGUUGAACUGGCAAACAAGGGCAAACAACCGAAGCGGUGCCACUGUUUUGCGCCCAUGAGUAGGGACCACCGGCGCAUUGUUCACGAGUUGGCCGAGGUGUACGGCGUGGUGAGCGUCAGCUACGAAAGUGAACCCAAACGCAACGUGGUCAUCACUGCCAUCAGGGGAAAAUCUACCUGCCCUAACUUCACCCUGAUGUCGCUGAUCGAGAGGGAGACCAGCGGCAGAGCCCCCCCUCCCAUUGCCCACAUCAAGCAGCACAGCAGCAAGAGUGACACUAGCAUUAGCUGGCUUAAACCAACAAAAGAAGAGCCUGCCAUUGAUUACUUUGAUGUCCAGGACUGACAGGGAGCCACAGCUGGCCAGUCAAAGUGACCGCUACUCAGAAGACCAAGAAAGUUACAGUGCACCAAUCCGCAGUCCGCUACCUCUAUGGUAAUGGCAGACCAGCAGAUAGUAUUCUCUGUAAUCCUUUCAACACCCUUCAGAACUCAGUGGGAGAACUAACAUGUUUGAUUGAUUGAUUGACUCUUGAUUGACUAUUAUUUCUGAAUUUAGUGAAGGUGUGUUUGCUAGAUCUGACAUGGAUACCAGUAGAGGUUUUUAUUAACUCCUUCUUUUUUGACUGAGAACCUGACUGAGAAGUCGAGGAUGCAAGGCCAUUCAUAUCGUCCUUCAUCACUAGGUGCGUUCUAGUGGAAGUUUAAUCAAAUUACCAUUUCACCCCUUAGAGCCACAAUCAAUGAAUUAUCAGUGAUCACAGAAAGACUACAUUUCAUUUACUUAACACAAAACCCCAUGCUUUGUUUUCACACUGUAAAUGAGGAAAGAGUCUCAAGAGAGAACCGGUUAUUAAGCUCUUGAAUGUUGCCGCAUGUCUAAUUAUUAUGCAAUUACCCAUGGAGGGUUUCAGUGGUGAGUAAUCAAGGGUUUUGCCAAGAGUGACCACUAGAUGGUGGUAAAGAAAUUUGCUGUGCAGCCAACGAGUGUAUAUGAGUUAUGUCUGUAAACUACAUAUUAAAGCAAUUCUUGAAAGUG